Messenger RNA from Medicago truncatula (barrel medic), 1161 nucleotides. RefSeq names its product F-box/kelch-repeat protein At3g06240. The record is from RefSeq and is a predicted model, not a curated record. The transcript has a single exon. Gene Ontology annotation, molecular function: protein binding. Bases 1 to 1161 code for a protein of 386 amino acids. NCBI's taxonomy places the organism in Eukaryota, Viridiplantae, Streptophyta, Magnoliopsida, Fabales, Fabaceae.
AUGGAGAAAUCAGUGAUCGCAGCUGAUGGAAAGGUGAACAAUCAUAUACAUGACGAUAUUGCCAUCAUUAUUCUGUCAAAGUUGCCUCUUAAAUCCUUGACUCGAUUUGGUUGUGUGCGUAAAUCUUGGUCUUUCUUGUUAGAUAAUCCUUAUUUCAAGACCAUGUUUCGAAGAAAUUUCUUAUAUAAGAAUCAUUCUUAUUACAAUGAUACAUCUCUCUUCCUACGUUACAACCGAUCAUGGUUUGACACUGACGUGAUUAGUGGUUACCCGGCUAGACAUGGGGGAUUGUUUUCUCUUUCUGGAGAGAGAUUUGAGAAUAGGGUUGAAUUAGAUUGGCCAAAUCUAUUUUCCGAUGAUCGAAUUCAUUUUAAAAUUUGUGGUUAUACUAGUGUCAAUGGCAUUAUUUGUAUUGAUUAUAACUCUCAAGGAAGAGUUGUAUUGUGGAAUCUAGCUACCAAGGAAAACAAAAUCAUUCCUUCAAGUCCUUUUGCUUCUCAACCUUCCUUGAAUUAUCUUCAUCUUCAUGGGUUUGGUUAUGACCAUAUUAGAAAUAACUAUAAGUUGAUUCGACAUGCAAUAAUUUAUCCUACAACAUGCAACAUGGGAAAAAAUACUCCUUAUUCUUUGUGGGAGAUAUACUGUCUAAAAAGCAACUCUUGGAGAAAGCUUGAUGUAGAUAUGCCUUCAUCUUCUCGACAUAAAGUGGGCGGUCAUGUGUACAUGGAUGGAGUGUGUCAUUGGUUGAGUAAAACAUACAAUAAAAAUUAUCUCGUGUCAUUUAACUUGACUACUGAAAUGUUUGUGACAACAUCUAUACUGACAAACACGAAUGAUAUUGAUUAUAGAUACUUAGCAAUGUUAAAUCGGUCAAUUGCGUUGAUUUCGAAUUUUGCAAACACAACUACUUUUCACAUAUCAAUUUUGGGUGAAGUCGGGGUGAAGGAAUCAUGGACCAAACUCUUCACUAUUAAAUUACAUGACAUCGGUUGGCCUAUUGGAGUGAGUAAGAAUGGUGAUAUAUUCUUUAGAAAAAACGAUGAUGAACUAGUUUGCUUUAAUUUAAGUACACAAAGAAUCCAACAAUUUGGUGUUAAAGGAGGUUAUUAUUCUCAGAUAAUAACUUACAAGGAAAGCCUUGUGUCGAUUGAAAGAGAAUAA